Annulohypoxylon truncatum is the source of this 1164-nucleotide messenger RNA. RefSeq lists its product as uncharacterized. Bases 108 to 989 code for a protein of 293 amino acids. The record is from RefSeq and is a predicted model, not a curated record. Lineage: Eukaryota; Fungi; Ascomycota; Sordariomycetes; Xylariales; Hypoxylaceae. The transcript has a single exon.
CUGUGAACGACUAAUUAGCAAGUUUGAUUACUAUGCGAAUAUCAACUUCAAUUUCGAUUUGGAGCAAACAUAUACUCUGGCCGGCGACCUAGGUUAAUAUAACGUGAAUGUUGCUCAUCACGAUCACCUUGACCAGAACUACAACCAUCAGCCAAGUCGGAGUUUCGUUACCUGUCACCAGUUCGGAUGUUUCAGAUGCGACUAUUCCAGCAUUGAUUAGCACGUCCACUGUAUCCACAGGGGCUUCGCAUACCGUUUCGAAGAGCGGUUCGAUGAUGAGCUUGUCGUCUAAUGUGCUUUCGACCAUUGCUCCUAACCUCAUGACUACGAGACAGCCAGAAUUAGACUCGAGCGCGGUGGAAUCGAGUAGCUUAACGAGCAUAACAUCACCAACCGCAUCUCCAUCUAGUACCAAUGACGUGGAUAACGUUCAAGAGCCUUCAACUGUGCCGGCGCCGGAGAAAGGACUUAGCCGGGGGCAGAUCACAGCCAUUAUCGCAUCAGUGGUUUCGGUGACAGUGCUCCUGAUCGCAAUAUCUAUAGCAGUACGCUGUUUCGUGGUACGAAGACGGCUAUACAACAUAGAAGAGCUGCCGAGGAGAAAGUUAGGGAUACCAGCGGACGGCGUGGAAUCUCAGAAGGGACAGGAAUACAAAAGUGAGACCAGAACUUCGGUCGCCGAAUCGAAUCGCAGCUCAAUAUGGGGAGAUAUAGGCCUUUCCGUCGUCCCUACUUCGUUGAACGAUGAUGUCUGGGAUAGUCGACAUUGGCCCCUUCCUCCGGGACACUCGGAAAGGUACACUUUCUUUAGCGAAAGAAGCUCGACAUCGAUAGAUGAAACACUGGAGAUUGAGCAAUGGGGAAGAGGCGGUAAAAAUGAGACUCGGAAUACAAGAGAUCGUAACCAAGUGGCGACCGAGAGAGAGUCGGGAACGAGAAGUAGAUGCGAUAGUAUUUGGGGAAUUUCUGAAGCGGGUAUAGCACGCUGAUCAAAAUAUUUUUCAUGCUUUAUGACUUACGAAUUAUGACUUAUCUGAGAGUGAGUCCUUGAAUGGUUUUAUGAAGGCCAGGUUGGUAUGAACUGGUCUAGCCGCCAAUUCUCUUUAGUUGAGUGAACCCUUCGAGUUGGGAGGCUGGAAUCUCAACCUGGAUUCCACCAUCUUC